Necator americanus (New World hookworm) is the source of this 210-nucleotide messenger RNA. RefSeq lists its product as uncharacterized. The record is from RefSeq and is a predicted model, not a curated record. The transcript has a single exon. Bases 1 to 210 code for a protein of 69 amino acids. NCBI's taxonomy places the organism in Eukaryota, Metazoa, Nematoda, Chromadorea, Rhabditida, Ancylostomatidae.
AUGCGAAGAACAGUAGAUCAGUGUCUUCCCUAUAUCAUUCUAGCACCAUCAGGACGCUCCUUGACCGAUCUCGAGUAUGCUGACGAUGUUGUUAUAUUCGCUGAAAGCAGUACGAAACUUCAAAAUGUUGUCGACCUUGUAUCGAAGCUGGCUACAGCCUAUGGACUACGUCUACGCCCUAAUAAAUGCAAGCAGAUGUGGAUCUCUUAG